AUGGCGAAAAGACGAACAAAGAAACGUACCCAUGUGGGCGCAAAUAAUGGACCGGGAGGAGCGGGAUUUGCAAAGAAACCCUCUGCGGCGCCCAAGAGUAUGGUCAUUCGAAUUGGAGCUGGAGAAGUCGGACCUAGUGUGAGCCAGCUGGCAAAGGAUGUACGAUUGAUGAUGGAACCCGGAACGGCAUCGAGGUUGAAAGAGAGGAGGGCGAACCGAUUGAGAGAUUACCUUACCAUGGCGGGACCGCUGGGUGUAAGCCAUCUUAUGCUGUUCUCGAGGUCAGAAUCUGGAAAUACAAAUAUGCGCCUGGCGAUCACACCGAGAGGACCUACCUUACAUUUCAAUGUUGAGAAAUAUUCAUUAUGUAAAGACAUCCGAAAAGCCUUGAAGCAUCCAAAAGGUAGUGGAAAGGAAUACUUGACCGCGCCAUUGCUUGUCAUGAACAACUUUACAUCUCCCGCAUCUGAAUCAGAUUCGCCCAACAAAGUACCUAGACAUCUCGAAUCUCUUGUUACGACCAUCUUCCAAUCGCUCUUCCCUCCCAUCUCACCGCAAAAAACACCACUUUCUUCAAUUCGACGAGUCCUCCUUCUGAACCGCGAGCCUUCCAAAGACGGAGACGGAACAUAUACCAUAAAUCUUCGACACUAUGCCAUUACGACGAAGCCCUUGGGUCUCUCAAAACCUCUACGCAGACUAAAUGCUGCCGAAAAGAUCAUAAACGCUCAAAAAUCAGGCAGGACGAAGAAGGGUGGUCUGCCAAACCUCGGAAAAAUGUCUGAUAUCGCAGACUACAUGAUCGGUGGUGAUGGCGGUGAAGGAUACGUAACCGACGGAGCUACGAGCGGAAGCGAAGUCGAUACUGACGCUGAGGUCGAGGUUGUCGAGACACGAGCCAAGAAGAUCUUGUCAAAACGUCGCAAAGAGCGUUCUGACGCUGAUAAGAAAGAACCCUCCCGAGGUGGCGCUGAGAAGCGGGCAGUAAAAAUGGUAGAGCUGGGCCCUAGAUUGAAGCUGCGCAUGACCAAAGUGGAAGAGGGUGUCUGCAGUGGCAAGAUCAUGUGGCACGAAUACAUCAACAAGUCUAAGGAGGAGGUCAAGGCUUUGGACAAGAAGUGGGAGAAGAAGAGGCAACAGAAAGAGGCAAGGAAAAAGAUUCAGAAGGAGAAUGUGGAGAGAAAGAAAGCAGCCAAGGGCCUAGGUGCAAAGAAAACGGAGGGAGAUGAGGAUGAGGAGGAUGAUGACAUGGCUGAUGCUGAGUGGGAUUCUGAAGGUCUUGCGGCAGACGGUGAGAUGGAGCUCAACGAGGACAUGGAGGAGCAAGGCGAGUGGGAAGAGGAAGCCGAGGAGAUUGCGGCCGGUUGA
Molecule: messenger RNA, 1368 nt
Organism: Drepanopeziza brunnea f. sp. 'multigermtubi' MB_m1
Lineage: Eukaryota; Fungi; Ascomycota; Leotiomycetes; Helotiales; Drepanopezizaceae
Biological process (GO): ribosomal large subunit assembly; rRNA processing
Cellular component (GO): preribosome, large subunit precursor
Molecular function (GO): rRNA binding
Source: RefSeq, a predicted model, not a curated record